Molecule: messenger RNA, 5225 nt
Organism: Mangifera indica (mango)
Lineage: Eukaryota; Viridiplantae; Streptophyta; Magnoliopsida; Sapindales; Anacardiaceae
Product: MDIS1-interacting receptor like kinase 1
Exons: 2
Coding region: 2091-5165 (1024 amino acids)
Biological process (GO): protein phosphorylation
Molecular function (GO): ATP binding; protein binding; protein kinase activity
Source: RefSeq, a predicted model, not a curated record
CUUGAACCCAUCUCAACUUAGCAGCCGCAGUUUGAAUUUCAACUUCAUAGAACUUGGAAUAACUAACCAACAGAUUAAAGACAAAAGACAAUAAAUCAACCUUCUUAACGGGUCUUGAAAUGCCCUUAGUUUGGUUAUGGGUCAUUACCCCUAACGCCUCUCAAAAACACAGGAAUAAAAAUUAAGAAUAGUAUUAGUAUCCUACUAAUUAAUCAAUUAAUUUCGCAUAAUAAUGAAAAUGUAAGUGGGUUAAGAAUGGAAUAGGCAGCAGAAUUCAUGAAGGGAGAGGGAGAGGGAGAGGGAGAGGAAGGGGCGCAUGUUGAUGAUGUGCAGCAUCUGAUCCCUUUUCGAUCGUGAAAGGCUGUUAUCGGUGGUUUUUGGCAUAAACCCAUGUGGUGGCACGUAAGUUUUCAUCUUAACCAAAUCGCCAUUUCCAAUUUAUAAACUCUUUCCCAUUUCUCUCUCUAAUAAUAGGCAAAAAACCCACCGCUGAUUCCCUUCCCUAGGAAGCUGCUGUUUCACAUGGCUUCUAACCUACUUUAAUUCACUCUUCUCUCCUAGCUGAUCAUUUUAAUUCACUCCUCCACAUGCCUCCAUGUGGGAAUUUGCAGUUUUGUUCUGUUUUUAUAUGUUUAUCUUUCUCAUGAAUAUCACUGAUAAUGUGCAUCACUUCCUCCCAUUUCCUCAUGUUUCCCCUUUUUUAAUUCUGGUUUCUUUUGGUUUGCAUGUGGUCACAACACUAACAUUCCUUUCUAAUGUAACAUAUUUUCACUCUUUCCCUCCCAUAGAAAGGAAAGUUUCAUCUUUUUCUUUCCUUUUCUUCUUUAUUUUAGAUCAUUUGCUUUCAAUGAAAAAAGGCAAACUGCUGGUAAUCUCUAGAUUGUACCGCUACUUCCCAUAUGUGAAAUUUUCAUUUUGGAUGACUGUGUUAGCUAGUGUUUGAAGGUAAAAAAGGAGAAUAUAAGGAUAAAAAUUAUUAGAAAAAAAAAAAAAUUAGUUGAUUUUGUCUUUGUUCUGUGUUUGGAUUAUAGACAUAACAUGGAUAGAUUCCUUCUCUUUCAAUCAUAACCAAAAUAACUAAAACUAACCUACUCCAAAGGGAACCAAAACCAUUUAAUUAAUGUAUGAUGGGUUUGAUCUGGUUCUUUAAAAUAACCCCUAAAACCAGGACAAUGUGGAUUAUUCAACUGAGGCAACCUCAGCAUUAUCUGCAUCAGAAUUAUUGCAAAUUAGAGUAAAGAUUUAUUUGACUCUAGGGGACCAAAAUAUAUAUACGUAUGUACUGCUACUCAUUGCCAUGUGGGCUCAAAGCUGGGGGUUUGAAUUGUUCACAUGUUCUUCAUCAAAUUAUUCAUGAUUCUUAAUCCUUGUCAUGCUUAGAAGUUACCCAAAAAUCUUUGCUUGAGGGAAAGUCUUGGAUGAAGCCUAAAUAAUUUGAGCAUGCACCACUUCUGUAAAAUACUUGAAAGUUACCUUUUAACAAUAAUCUAUUCUGUGUAUAUAUUAUUCUAAGUAAUCAAUAUGCAUCAGGGUAAAAACCAGAUCCCAGCUGUGAAAUAUGUCAAAGCCUUCAAUGCUAAUGAAGAAUAUUGAAGAAAGCAGACAGAGGGUGAAAUACAAAUACCCUUAUAGCAGUUAAAUGUUAUAAUUAAGGUAUAAGAUUAUGAUAUAAAAUAUUAAAAGAAAUGAAGACGAACGGCUUCAAUAUUACUCAAUAGACUGUCAUAUUGAUAUAAAUUCAGAGAAGUAGAAGGAAGUAUCAGUGGUAGAACACAUUCUUUGCCUAUGUUUAAUGUCGGAGAAGCUUCCAAUAAGUCCAAAAACUUCCCCGUCAUUACUUGCUGAUUAACAGCUGUUGCAGAACCCAAGAUCUCACGAGCUCUUCAAUAAUUAAACUCUAAUCACAUCUUUCUUUAUUGUUUUUAUACCAGCGCUUAACAAAUCUUCUUCCCAUUACUUCUCAUAUAAGCAUAACAUACUCACAUUCUCUCUUUUUACUAGACCACCUCACCUCUCUAGCUAGCUGGUGUAGAGACUGACAAUCGUGGAGAAUUAAAAGUCAUGAAGUAAAGGCAAUCAAGAAGAACAGCAUGCGGUUGAAGUUGAAAGUUCAGUUUUUGGUCUUGUUCUACUGUUACAUUGUUUGUUUUUAUCUUGGUCUUGCUAAGGUGGUGCAAAAUACUGCUUUGAAUGAUGAAGUAUUGGCUUUACUAUCCAUAAAAGCUGGUCUUAUAGAUCCAUUAAAAUACCUUGAUGAUUGGAAGUUGCCGGACAGUGGAGCUGGAAAAUAUUCAGCUCAUUGUAACUGGACGGGAGUAUGGUGUAACUCCAAUGGAGCUGUUGAGAAGCUGGAUCUCUCCCACAUAAAUCUUAGUGGCAGCAUAUCAGAUGACAUUCAAAGGCUACAAAGCCUUACUUCUCUAAACAUGUGCUGCAAUGGAUUAUCUUCAUCAUUCCCAAAAUCUAUAGCUAAUCUCACUUCACUGAAGAGUAUUGAUGUAAGCCAGAAUUUCCUUGUUGGCAACCUCCCAGUUGGAUUCGGAGGAGCAGCUGGACUGACUUUGUUAAAUGCUUCGAGCAACAACUUUUCAGGAUUUAUUCCUGAGGAUCUUGGCAAUGCAACUUCACUAGAGACUUUAGAUCUCAGAGGAAGUUUCUUUGAAGGCUCUGUUCCUGUGUCCUUCAAGAACUUGCAAAAGUUGAAGUUUCUUGGCCUUUCUGGGAAUAAUCUCACUGGCCACAUACCACGAGAGCUUGGGCAACUUUCAUCCCUGGAGAGUAUUAUCAUUGGAUACAAUGAGUUUGAAGGAGAAAUACCCCCAGAAUUUGGAAACCUUACCAGCCUUAAGUAUCUUGAUUUGGCAGUAGGUAAUCUUGGUGGGGAGAUUCCAACCGAAUUGGGGAGGCUUAAGCUACUGGAGACAGUGUUCUUGUAUAAGAACAAUCUCAAAGGAAAGAUUCCAGCAUCAAUAGGCAACAUUACUUCAUUACAAUUGCUGGAUCUCUCUGACAAUUUGUUGUCAAGUGAUAUUCCAGAUGAGAUUUCUGAGCUGAAAAAUUUACAGCUCCUAAAUCUGAUGUGCAACCAGCUGUCUGGCCAAGUCCCUGCUGGAGUAGGGAGGUUGACUCAAUUGCAGGUGCUUGAGCUGUGGAACAAUUCCUUUUCAGGCUCACUGCCAAUUGAUCUAGGAAUGAAUUCACCAUUGCAGUGGUUGGACGUAUCAUCUAAUGCAUUUUCUGGUGAGAUCCCAGCAAGUUUGUGCAAUAGAGGCAACCUCACCAAGCUCAUUCUCUUCAACAAUGCCUUCUCAGGUCCAAUCCCAACUAGCUUAUCAACUUGUCAAUCGCUUGUUCGAGUUCGAAUGCAUAAUAAUCAGAUAGCUGGUACAAUUCCCCUUGGGCUUGGAAAACUUGAGAAGCUCCAGAGGUUAGAAUUAGCAAACAAUAGUCUCACCGGCCAAAUCCCAGAUGAUAUUUCUUCUUCAACCUCACUUUCUUUCAUUGAUUUAUCUAGAAAUCAACUCAGAUCUUCACUCCCUUCCACCAUUCUUUCCAUUCCAAAUCUGCAAACUUUCAUAGCCUCAAAAAAUAACUUAGUAGGAGAAAUCCCAGACCAAUUUCAGGACUGCCCUGCACUUUCUGUGCUUGAUCUCUCAUCGAACUUUUUUUCUGGUACCAUUCCAGCUAGCAUUGCUUCAUGCCAAAAAUUAGUAAACUUGAAUCUCAGGAACAAUCUAUUGACCGGAGGAAUCCCUAAAGCAAUAGCCAUGAUGUCCACAUUGGCUAUUCUUGAUCUAUCCAAUAAUUCUCUAACCGGAGGAAUACCCAACAGCAUCGGAACCUCUCCUGCAUUGGAAAUGCUCAACGUUUCAUUCAACAAGCUAGAAGGUCCAGUUCCUGCAAAUGGUGUGCUAAGAACAAUAAACCCAAAUGACCUUGUCGGCAAUGCUGGUCUCUGUGGAGGUGUCCUCCCUCCCUGCAUCCAGGAUUCACCAAUGACAUUGAGACAGAGGAGCUUACACACAAAGCGCAUUCUUGCUGAAUGGAUCAUUGGGAUCUCAUCCGUUUUAGCAGUUGUAAUCGCAGCUUUAGGUGCGCGAUCUCUGUACAAAAGGUGGUAUUCAAACGGAAGUUGCUUUGAAGAAAGAUUAGAAAUGGGCAAUGGAGAGUGGCCGUGGAGAUUAAUGGCAUUUCAGAGGCUUGGCUUCACAAGUGGUGACAUUCUUGCUUGCAUCAAGGAAUCGAAUGUGAUUGGAAUGGGAGCAACAGGAAUUGUUUACAGGGCAGAUAUAGCGAGGUUGAACACUAUUGUUGCAGUUAAGAAGUUAUGGAGAUCAAGAGCUGUUGAAACAGAAGGCAGUGGCGAUUUUGUAGGAGAAGUUAAUGUAUUGGGAAAGCUAAGACAUAGAAAUAUAGUUCGGUUAUUAGGAUUCCUUCACAAUGACACCAACAUGAUGAUAGUUUAUGAGUAUAUGCACAAUGGCAACCUCGGAGAUGCCUUGCAUAGCAAGCAAGCAGAGAGAUUGUUAGUUGACUGGGUUUCUAGAUACAACAUAGCACUAGGAGUCGCCCAAGGCCUUGCUUAUCUCCACCAUGAUUGUCACCCACCCAUCAUCCAUCGUGAUAUCAAGUCAAAUAACAUAUUGCUUGAUGCAAAUCUUGAGCCAAAGAUUGCUGAUUUUGGGUUGGCGAGGAUGAUGGUGCGAAAGAAUGAGACAGUUUCCAUGGUGGCUGGUUCAUAUGGAUAUAUUGCCCCAGAGUAUGGAUACACCUUGAAGGUUGAUGAAAAGACUGAUAUAUACAGCUUUGGAGUGGUACUUCUGGAGCUUCUGACAGGAAAGAGGCCUGUAGAUCCAGAUUUUGGUGAAAGUGUAGACAUUGUCGAAUGGAUUCGAAGGAAGAUUAGAGAAAAUAGAAACUUAGAAGAAGUGUUAGAGUCGAGUGUAGGAAACUGUAAGCAUGUUCAAGAGGAGAUGCUCUUAGUCCUUAGAAUAGCAUUUCUUUGCACAGCUAAACUCCCCAAGGACAGACCAUCCAUGAGGGAUGUAAUAACUAUGCUUGGUGAGGCAAAACCUCGAAGAAAAAGCUCGAGUAUCAAUGAUCAAUUUACAAAUAACAAACCAACCCCUGUCUUCAGCACAUCACCUGUAAAUGGCCUUCCGUAGGAACAAAAUUCGAUUUCCUUCAGGCUGUUAUUUGUUUUAUUUUUUUAUUUUUUUUUUUUG